Messenger RNA from Aethalodelphis obliquidens (Pacific white-sided dolphin), 5358 nucleotides. It is a transcript of the gene MPP7, whose product is annotated as MAGUK p55 scaffold protein 7. NCBI's taxonomy places the organism in Eukaryota, Metazoa, Chordata, Mammalia, Artiodactyla, Delphinidae. The coding region runs from base 1077 to 2807 and encodes 576 amino acids. The record is from RefSeq and is a predicted model, not a curated record. The transcript has 17 exons. Gene Ontology annotation, molecular function: protein binding.
CACACGCUGGAUCCUGGACGGGGGGGAGGCCGGGGGAAGGACUAGAGAUUCCGCUUACAGGUGACAGUUGCAGCCAAACUCGUUACUCUUUAGUGGCAGCGUUUUCAGGUUCAACGACACCUUUUAGGUAUGGAACUUAACGAUUUUGGCUGACUGUUUCGCAGAGAUUUGUUGAGUACCUGUCAUUUAAAAGUUACAGUGUUAAGCUCUGGGCAGAUGCAAAGAAGAAGAAUAUCUAGUUUUCCUCUUGGGACUUUAACGUCUAAAGAUAAACUACCUAAAAAUUGAGCAAAGCACAAUGGAACAUGAUUCCAAAGGCAAAUAGCGAGGGUUGCUGUGUUUGCUGAUGAUUCAGGUGUAGGAUUUGAAGGUGUGCAGAAACUGGCAGGGCGUGGUGAGCAAGAUGGUUGAGCUUUACAGGAAGGCAGGUCUCUUUCCCUUUCGGUAGCAGGAAGCAGGGACGGGGUUGUCCAGGCAGGCUCUGGGGCAGAGCAGUGGCCCCUGGGUCUGUGUGGCGUGGACCCUGCCCGAGCACACUGGGUGCGAUGCGUGGCUGUGCUGGUGCUGUAAACCGGGUUUAUUACUGGUUGUAGAGCCGAAGAGUUCUGGUCCGUUGAGAGGCCACUAGAAAAUUGGCGUAUUUUAUGUAACUGUAUUACUUUGCUUCCAUGGUGUUGAUGUUGUUGCUUUUGAUUGUGGACGAGUAUGGGGCAGAGUUAGGGAGGCUUGGUGACCCUAGACGCAGUGCUUUCUCACCGGAGUUCUGAGAUCUGUAUCUCUAUGGCUUCGGUUAUCUGCGCGGGGCUGGGAAUGAAGAUCUGUGAGAGCUUUAAGCUGUGAAUGCAAAGAAUGCUGCGUUCUGGUGGAGAGGAGCUGCUUCACUGCGUCUGCAUUUCGCCGUCGCCUCGAUGCCUUUUGCCUAAACGGACUGCAGGAGACAUAGAUCUGGGUAGACAGCGUGGCUGCAGGCCUCAGGGUUGGCAUCCCUGCCGCCUUUGAACGGAGCGUGUUGGCAGUUCAGGGCCCAGCUCAGCCUGCAUCCUGCAUCCCGCAUCCCACAUCCUGCAUCCUGCAUCAUGCCCGCGCUGUCCGCAGGCUCGGGGAGCGACACAGGUCUGUAUGAGCUGCUGGCGGCUCUGCCAGCCCAGCUGCGGCCACAUGUGGACAGCCAGGAAGACCUGACCUUCCUCUGGGAUGUGUUUGGUGAAAAAAGCCUGCAUUCACUAGUCAAGAUUCAUGAGAAACUUCACUACUACGAGAAGCAGAAUCCCACGCCCAUCCUCCAGGGGGCGGCAGCCUUAGCUGGUGACCUGGCGGAGGAGCUUCAGAACAAGCCAUUAAGCAGCGAGAUCAGAGAGCUGUUGAAACUACUGUCAAAACCCAAUGUGAAGGCUUUGCUCUCUGUGCACGAUACUGUGGCUCUGAAGAACUAUGAUCCCGUGUUGCCUCCUAUGCCUGAUGAUAUUGAUGAUGAGGAAGACUCGGUGAAAAUCAUCCGUCUGGUCAAGAACCGAGAACCGCUGGGAGCUACCAUUAAGAAAGAUGAGCCCACCGGGGCCGUGGUUGUGGCCAGAAUCAUGAGAGGAGGAGCUGCAGACAGAAGUGGUCUUAUUCACGUUGGCGAUGAACUGAGGGAAGUGAAUGGGAUACCUGUCGAGGAUAAAAGCCCUGAGGAAAUCAUUCAGAUCUUGGCUCAGUCUCAGGGCGCAAUCACAUUCAAGAUUAUACCCAGCCUCAAGGAGGACACACCAUCAAAGGAGGGCAAGAUGUUUAUCAAAGCCCUCUUUGACUAUGACCCUAAUGAGGAUAAAGCAAUUCCAUGUAAGGAAGCUGGGCUUUCUUUCAAAAAGGGAGAUAUUCUUCAGAUUAUGAGCCAGGAUGAUGCAACAUGGUGGCAGGCGAAGCACGAAGGAGAUGCCAAUCCCAGAGCAGGCUUGAUUCCCUCAAAGCAUUUCCAGGAAAGGAGAUUGACUCUGAGACGACCAGAAAUAUUAGUCCAGCCCCUGCAAGUUUCCAACAGGAAAUCAUCUGGUUUUAGAAGAAGUUUCCGUCUUAGUAGAAAAGACAAGAAAACAAAUAAAUCCAUGUAUGAGUGCAAGAAGAGUGACCAGUACGACACAGCCGAUGUGCCCACUUAUGAGGAGGUGACACCCUAUCGACGGCAGAUGAAUGAGAACUACAGACUCGUUGUCUUGGUUGGUCCUGUAGGGGUAGGUUUGAAUGAACUGAAACGAAAGCUGCUGAUCAGUGACACACAGCACUACGGCGUGACGGUGCCCCACACCACCAGACCAAGGAGAAGCCAGGAGAGUGAUGGGGUUGAGUAUGUCUUCAUUUCCAAGCAUUUGUUUGAGACCGAUGUACAAAAUAACAAGUUUAUUGAAUAUGGUGAAUAUAAAAACAACUAUUACGGCACAAGUAUAGACUCGGUUCGGUCUGUCCUAGCUAAAAACAAAGUUUGUUUGUUGGACGUUCAGCCUCAUACGGUGAAGCACUUAAGGACACUAGAAUUUAAGCCCUAUGUGAUAUUUAUAAAGCCUCCGUCAAUAGAGCGUUUGAGGGAGACAAGAAAAAAUGCAAAGAUUAUUUCAAGCAGAGAUGAGCAAGGUGCUGCAAAGCCCUUUACGGAAGAAGACUUUCAAGAAAUGAUUAAAUCUGCCCAGAUAAUGGAAAGUCAAUAUGGUCAUCUUUUUGACAAAACAAUAGUAAACGAUGAUCUCACCGUGGCCUUCAGUGAGCUUAAAACAACUUUUGACAAACUGGAGACAGAUACCCACUGGGUUCCAGUGAGCUGGUUGCAUUCGUAACUAAGGGAAAUUUCCAUAAUUAUCUUUUCUGUAGAGUGCAUGAUUAAAUCAGUUACCAUUUUGGUGGUAGGGUUUUUUAAUCUAUAUCACUGUUAAGAUGUGCAAUCUUGGUUAAAAUUGAUGUGUUGGUUUUGUUUGUAUCUUUUUACAGCCUUAUUUCAAGCACAGUGUUUGAGUUUAAGGUCCAAAGUCAAAAUCUGCCCAGUACCGUAUCCUCGUUUUCUUGACUGUGUAGCUCUAUCUCCAGAAUGGGGUUGAACUUUUUAGGGAGACAUAGCUGGAGAAUGUACACGGGAGUUCAGUGCUUCAGCUGGUCUCCGACGUCAUCACUGCCUUGGAGUUUGCAUGUCAGCCACUGAAUACGUUCAGUUCACAGUCUUCAGGAGCCAGACAUCAUCAUAGAGGCGCCUGGGCUGGCAGUAAGGCCGAGUCCUCUUACUAUUCUGCAAGUGCAACCUUUUUCUUACGUAGACACAACAUAUUCACAGUUACAGUUUGAGAAGGCCUUAUGAGUGCAUAUAUCAGUGACUCAACAAAUGUUUAAUAAGGGAAGAUGGGCUUUUAAAAAUUACUAUUUAUGAAACUAAAAACCUUUCUUUAUGGCUUAAGAAUGGUGAUAUCCUGGGGCAAGUAACGUUACAAAGGACAUUUUUAUUUGUAAAUCCUCAGACAACAUUUCUGGACUCACCAGAAAUUCUGGAGCCAGUUAUCUGGCUUUGGGUUUUCCCAAUAAAUUAUAAGAAUGAUUCCUAUUCUAAAAGUAGGUUUUACUUGUUACUGCUACAGUUAAAGAAAAUGUGAUCAUUUUUCAAAUGUGUGCAAUUGAUCACAAUAUAUUUAAAUUGCACUAUAAGAUAUAUUUUAGAAAACUUUUCAUGUAAUGUUAUUUCUUCGUCAUCAAAAUAUUUAACACUGGCCAGAUACCAUCCUAGUCUUGCCAUUUUUAAAGAAGUUUAAGAAAGACUCUUCUGUUGUAAAUAUUUAGAUGGGAUCUCUCAUUUUUCUUUGAUGCUACUUAUCUUCAGCAAGUAAAUUAUACAGCUCAAAAUACCAGAAAUGUCCAUAGUUGUAUAAGAGAACAUGUCCUCCCAUUCUUGCAUGCCAUAAGACCCUGUCAAUCAGAAAUCAUUGCAUCUGUGACUUUCAAACAGAAAAAACGAUAUUUUUUGUUGAUUUGUAAAGAGAGUUUAGAUGUCCUGUUUAAAGAAAAAGAGUGUAGUGAAAUUUUAUAUAUUUAUGAAAUAUUUGAAAGGCAUAUUUUUUUAAUUAUCAAAUGAGGCUAUUCAUUAAAUAAAUAGUAUGUAAAGACAUCAUAAUUUAAGAUAGUAGUUUUAUAAGUCAGGGUCAACAUUCCAUGUAAAUAUUUGACCUUUAUUCAUAUGCAGAUCCACAAGUGUGUUCUGUGUGCACAGUUGAUAGCAUCACUCACUGAGUUUCCUUCAGACGUGUCAAGUUUCAUACCUUGAUACACACUCACAGCUAAAUAGAUAACCAGACAUUGUUACUUGACAGCAUAAUCCAAACAGCAAGGUCUAAGUUAAUUAACUAAAUAGCAAGCAAUUUAGUUUAAAAAGGGGUUGGUGGGUUGCCAGAUCUAAUAUUGAAGCCAUACUUUAUAGUUGUGUGGCUGGUCUAAGAAAGUACAAAUCUUCCUUAGGUGGUUUGGGGAGAAUAUUCUCUUUGAACAUUGACUGAAAUUUCCGAAAAAUCAGGACUUCCUAGGAAAUGAAUUAUAAUUUAGGCAGUCCAAAUUCUUUGUUCAGAAAUAGUACCUGGUUUGCUUUUUUUCAUUUACAGACAAUUGCCUCAAUUCGUUCCUGCGGAGGUAGAGAGAGUGUAACGUGGUAGAAACGGAGUCCUUUUUGGUGGUGGUGGUGGAGGUGUUAUAGAAAUAUAUUUGUCCAGCCUUUCUCCCUUUUUACACGAGAGCUGGGCAGUAUUUUUUUAAAUAAUGAAAAGAGGUACUUCAGCAAUUUGAAAAAUCUUUUAUCGGGUAAUAUACAUACGUGGUCAUGCAAGUGACGUUUACAUGGCCACCUUGAUGCUUAGAAAGAGAUUCAGUUAAAAUUUAAUGCGGCAGGGCCAACUCCAUGGCCUCUGACUAACGUUGCAAAGGGCCCUUGAUUCUGUACUUAUGCAUCCUCAGCUCCCUCUCCAGCAAGGACAGACUAGUUCUUCAGGCAGGUUGCUUCUGAGACAGUGUCAGCCACUAUUUGAGAGAACAGGAAUAUUGGGUUUUUUAAGUCCAUGUAUUUAAAAUCCAAGAUCAAGAAGAUAAUUCCAUAUUCCCAUUAUUAACAUACUGGAAUCUUUUUUUUUUUUUUACCAUUAUUUUACUUACCAAUAUAGACAUUAUCGAUAUCUUUAAGGCUGACCUUCCUGGCAUUGUGUAAUGAUUGAAUGUAUCUAAAUUGUAAUAAUUUAAAAUUGACAAACAUGUAAAACGAAAUUAUGUUGUUAAAAGUUUCCUGAAGAUAGAGUUUUAUUAUUUAUUUUCUUUUUGACUAGUAAGAGUUUAUAAAUAAAAGUCAUGGAAAACCUUUGAGCUUAA